GAGUCGCAAAUAGUGACUGUUCAUUCUAAGUUGCCUGACCGUAUUUGGACAUCUGCUCGAGGCGACUGAAGCCGACACCACAAGCGCUAUAGCUCGUCACUCGCGGGCGCAUUCACUAUGCGGCGCUGGGCGCUCUUUUCAUUGUGUUGUCUCGGAGUAACGGCACAAGCAGACAGUAUACCAGACAGCGUGCAUAUCAUCCACGUCAAUGAUCUUCAUUCGCACUUUGACCAGAUGACACCCAAAGGCGAUGCCUGCGAUAUAAAGAGGAAAGCUUGUGUCGGCGGCUACGCUCGCAUCAGCGCACAGAUUCAAGAGUUGCGCAGGCUGCAUCCAGACAACAGCCUUGUACUCAAUGCUGGAGAUGAGUUCCAAGGAACCUUGUUUUACACGUACUACAAAGGGUCAAAGUCGGCAGAGGUCCUGAAUCGUAUACAAUUCGAUGCAGUAACUCUAGGAAAUCACGAAUUUGACGAUGGAUACGAGCAUCUUGUCAAGUACUUGCGCAACUUGACAUCCCCGGUCGUUUGUGCCAAUGUUAGAACCAAGGUCGAUGCAUUGAAUGACGCGCUUGUCCCGACUUUGGAGUUGCCAAGGCUUGGCAUUGCAAUAUUCGGCCUACUGACCCCUGAUACAAAGUUCAUCAGUUCGCCAGGAGAUGAAGUCUCAUUUGCUGAACCGCUCAAAGUGGCGCAAACCCUGAUUGAUGACUUGCGUGGUCGCGGCUUCAAACGCAUCAUCGCUCUCACACACAUUGGUUAUGCAGAAGAUCAAGAUCUUGUUCGAGCAACGCGAGGAUUAAGUCUGGUGGUCGGUGCGCACAGCCAUACAUUUCUUGGCGAUGUACCUUUUUCUCAGGGGCCAUACCCGACACUCGUGAAGGACCUAGAUGGCUUCGAAGUGCCCAUCGUGACAAAUGGCAAAUGGGGUUACAAUCUAGGCCACCUCGAGGUAACGUUCGACGAAACCGGUCGAAUCAGCGCCUAUGCUGGUCAGCCCAUCAGGCUUCUGCCGAAUAUCGAGCAAGAUUCCAAGCUUGCAGAUGAUAUUCGUGAAUGGAGGAAGCCAUUCUUGGAAUAUUCGAGGCAAGUUGUGGGCUUCGCAACGAAGCGCUUCCCGUCUCCUCUCACGUGUUGGUUUGCUGAGUGCGCCAUUGGCAAUCUUGUGACAGAUGCCAUGCUGGACGCACAUCCACAGGGUGAUGCAGCUAUGACAAAUUCAGGUGGCUUGCGAGCGGGUCUCGCAAAGGGCAAUAUCACUAUGGGUGCAGUCAUGGACGUCUUUCCCUUUCAAUCGAGACUUGUUGACCUUGUCCUGACAGGAGCUGGACUCUGGGAGACCCUCGAAAACAUUGUCAGCUUUAAGAAUCUGCAGACUGGACAUCACAUCACAAGCUUUGCUCAAAUGUCUGGCAUGCAAAUAGUGUUUACAAGCUCAAACCCGAUUGGCAAGCGCCUGGCCAGUUUGAAGAUACGACGAAAGUCUGACGAAUCAUGGGAAGAGAUUGACAGGACUGCAAACUAUACCAUUGUCACACUUGACUUCAUGACCAGUGGCGGCGACUUUUGGUGGCCCGAACAAACAGGUCUGAAGCCAAAAGAGCUGCUCGAGAAUGUCUUUAUCGACUAUUUAAAGAAGGAGAAAUCAGUGACGCCUAUGAUAGACGGACGGAUACGCGAUACGGUCAGCAAACUCAGAAGUUUCCUGGGAAGCCUGAUCAAUGUGAGCCGCGACUUGACUGCACUUUGGUAAGGCAUUCUUGCAAACCCCUCUCGUGACGCUGACUGACAGAUUCUCUAGGUUCCUGUCAUUCGGUGACUGGCCGACUCACGGUCUGCAGA
This is a messenger RNA of Protomyces lactucae-debilis, 1841 nucleotides long. RefSeq names its product 5'-nucleotidase. Gene Ontology annotation, molecular function: nucleotide binding; metal ion binding; hydrolase activity, acting on ester bonds. The record is from RefSeq and is a predicted model, not a curated record. The coding region runs from base 118 to 1752 and encodes 544 amino acids. Lineage: Eukaryota; Fungi; Ascomycota; Taphrinomycetes; Taphrinales; Protomycetaceae. The transcript has a single exon. Gene Ontology annotation, biological process: nucleotide catabolic process.